GGUGCCGCUGCCCCGGGGGAAGCUCCCGCAGCGGCGGCUCCGCUGUGCUGUGCCCGCAGCCGGCGGUACCGGGUUCCCGGGGAGCCGCUGUGGGGAAACCGCGCUCUGCCCGGUGCCCGGGCUCGGACCGGCCUUGGGGGAGCGCGGCUUCUGCCCACGGGGCUGCUGAGGGUCUGCUGGGCGGGUGCCGGGCGGGCAUCUGCAGUGUCUCGCCGGGACACUUCUGCCUGUGGGAGCGAAGCCGCUGGCACCGCUGGGAGCCCCUGGGAAGCCGGGAACAGCCUCUGUGAGCUGCUGUGUGUUUCAGAAAAUGCUCUGAACGUGACCUGGACAGCGCCCACUGGAACUAAACCUGCCCAAAGCAAAUCCUCCUUCAGCCAGGGCCUGUUGGUGGUGAGCAGGGGAGCUGUGCAAGGCAUGGGCUCAGAGAACAGUGCUCUGAAGAGCUACAGCCUGGAGGAGCCGCCCUUCAUGCUGCCCACCGGGCACACCAUCUACCCGGCCGUGCUCCAGGAUGGCAAACUGGCCUCCGUGUUCGUGUACAGGCGGGACAGCGAGGAGAAGGUCAACAAAGCUGCCAAGCACCUGAAAACCUUGCGCCACCCUUGCCUUCUGCGCUUCCUCUCCUGCACCGUGGAAGCCAACGGGAUCCACCUGGUUACGGAGCGGGUGAAGCCCUUGGAGAUGGUCCUGGAGACGCUCUCUGCUGCAGAAAUCUGUGCAGGCAUCUACGAUGUGUUGCUGGCACUCAUCUUCCUCCAUGACAGGGGAAACCUAACGCAUAACAACGUCUGUUUGUCAUCCGUGUUUGUGAGUGAGGAUGGGCACUGGAAGCUGGGAGGAAUGGAAACAGUCUGUAACUUCAGUGAAGCCACCCCAGAGUUCCUGCGUCACGUGAGGUCGGUGCGAGACCAGUCGUGCAUCCCCUGCGAGGAGAUGUCUGCAGACUUCAAAAUCCUGCCCAGCAGCUACGGGCAUGCGAGGGACGCCUACGCCUUUGGGACAACAGUUGAGAAUCUCCUGACAGUUCUCAAUGAUCAGGUUUCAGCAGAUACUCUCUCCAGCUUUCAGCAAACCUUGCACUGUACACUGCUGAACCCAGACCCAAAGUGUCGCCCACCACUGUCCAGCCUACUGUCCCACGAGUUCUUCAGGAAUGAUUUUCUGGAAGUUGUGAAUUUUCUGAAGACCUUAACACUAAAGUCUGAGGAGGAGAAAACUGAAUUUUUCAAAUUCCUGCUGGACAGGGUGGCUGGCUUGUCAGAGGAGCUGAUAGCAUCACGGCUGGUGCCUCUCCUACUCAAUCAGCUCGUGUUUGCAGAACCUGUAGCUGUCAAGAGUUUUCUUCCUCAUCUGCUGGGCCCAAAGAAAGAGCAAAGUGGGGAGAGCCAGACCAGCUGCCUGCUGUCGCCAGCCCUGUUCCAGGCCCACGUGAUCCCUGUGCUGCUGAAGCUCUUUGAGGUGCACGAGGAGCACGUGAGGAUGGUGCUGCUCUCUCACAUCCACGCCUACGCCGAGCUGUUCUCUCGGGAGGAGCUGAAGAACAUCAUAUUGCCACAGGUGUUGCUGGGCCUGCGGGACACCAGUGACUCCAUCGUGGCCAUAACCCUGCACAGCCUGGCUGUCCUCGUCUCCCUGCUUGGGCCUGAAGUGGUUGUAGGUGGAGAAAGAACAAAGAUCUUCAAAAGCUCUGCACCAAGUUUCAUGAAAACUGCUGAUCUCUCCCCAGAAGGUUCCCCCAGUCACAGAGUGAGCAAUCAGAGAAACCAAACCUCUUGGCCCCUGAAGAGCAGUCCCAGCUUGUUCCCUAGCUCUGCAAAUGUACCUGGCAAAAAGCUUCUCGUGCAACAGGACAAUCCCCUGGCUUCAAAGACAGGUGAGCAAGGCACUCAGCCCCCCCUCAAUGGAAUUCCUGGAAGCAUUAAUACACUGGGGAACAGCAGGAGCUCUUUGACUACCUCAGAAAAGCCAGCAGAGGAGUGGCCAGACUGGAGUGAGCCAGAGGAGACAGACAAUGAGAAAACUGUGAACAUUCAAAUUCAGCCCCGGGAGCUGCGGGGCAGCGCAGGACCUUAUUUUCCUGAUCAUGAUAUAGAUGAGAAGCCUUGGGAUGACUUUGAACCUAGGAGCUCCAGUAGUAAACUGUCCUCAGGAAACUGCCCCACUGUGACACAGGCUGAUGCAGCUGAAAGGCCUCUGCCAGGAACCCAUCAACUGAGCAAAGAAUUCAAAAGCCUCAGGCUGAGUCCUCCCACAAAGUCUUGCCAUGAGAACAGCUGGAGCAACGACAAGUGGGACCAUGAGGAACAAUUGGGAGAAACUGUGUUGCCAAAAACCUUUCAGGAAAGGCUGAAGUCUUCAGAGUCUGGCCUGGGAGAAGAAUUCACGAUCAAAGUGAAGAGGAAACCUGUGCAAGACCCAGAGCUGGACUGGUUUGCUGACAUGAUCCCAGACAUUAAACCUUCUUCCGCCCUCUUGAUUUUACCUGAGGCAAGGACAGAAGCAGUUGUUCCUACUGACUCAGGUGGGGUGUCCAGCAGAGAAGGUGCCUCCCAGACUCUGCUGUUUUCAUCCAAAUUUGCAGCAGCUGAUGUGAUUGAGGCUGAAGCUACAGGCUGGGGUGAAGAAGAGGAGUUGAACUGGGAAGAUGAUACAAACUGGUAACAGUUCUGAAGGAGACCAAGGCGAUUUAUGGUGUGUUGGAUCCUGUGACAGGAGUUGCUGCUUCCCCAGUACAAUGGAUAAAGUACCUCAGCACUGCUUUUGCCACAAGGCAGGCACUUACUGCACAGCCACAAGAUCCUGUGGGGCCUGAGCUCUUGCCAGGGAUGCUCCUUCCCAGUCUGUGCCAAAAGCUGCAGGGGUGAGCCUGUACUCCAGCAAUAUGCCCAGCUGUGGUGCUGCCACUGCUCCCGGAGAGAGGACAGCGUGAUGGUGGUGAUGGUGCUGAUGUGCUACUGGAGGUCAAGAGUGGUGUAGGAGAUUGAUCCAGAACUCACCCCUUCCCUGAAAAACUGCUGACAAUAAAUGAAAGUCACACUGAGUUUCUUAGUUAAUGUGCCUUUUUCCUUUGGUUUUCUUGUUUUUUUUUUUUCCUUUCCCCAAAAAAUAAAGCCCUUAGAAAUGGCUCCUUUUAACUUUUCAGCUAAGAGAUGAUUUUAAGAUGAAUGUACAGUUUAUUCAACUUAUUUAUUUCUGUUUGUAUAGUUCUGUCAAUGGAUGGCACAAGAGGUGCUAGGAACCAUACAGUGAACAACCACAAACUGAUUAAGCACCAUGUUCUUUCUGCUCUUAACUGUGACCAAUAAAGACUAUUUUUAAAGGA
Molecule: messenger RNA, 3325 nt
Organism: Taeniopygia guttata (zebra finch)
Lineage: Eukaryota; Metazoa; Chordata; Aves; Passeriformes; Estrildidae
Gene: SCYL3
Product: SCY1 like pseudokinase 3
Biological process (GO): protein phosphorylation
Molecular function (GO): protein kinase activity; ATP binding
Source: RefSeq, a predicted model, not a curated record